AAACACAUUUAUAUCGAACAACAUUCUCAAUCCAUCAAAGGAAGAUAUAGUAUCUCACCUUCAAGUCAAGACGUUUAUCCACCAAAAUAUGACUCUCCAAAAGAAGAAUUAAAGAAAGAAUCUUCAUCAAGUGCAAAUUUCGAAACUCACAGUAGCGCAGUCAAUGUUACCGUUUGGGUUCAUAAUGGAGAAGAACAAAUUCAUAGACAAGAAAAAGGCCAUGGAAAGCAUGGAAAACCGGUAGUCGUCAUGGCAAAGACAACGAUGGGAAACUUGAAGAUUGACGUUCCACAAUUCACAUGUCCACAACCUCUACAUAUCCGUGCAAAGUCACACACAGGAAGUGUAUUGGUACAUAUACCUCCUACCUUCUCCGGAUUGCUGAGCUGGCAAUGCGAAUCAGGAGGAUUUAAACCAUCGGCCGAUGUAUUGGCACGAUACACACCCAUAGGAGAACAGAAGAAGCAUCGUGGAAUGGGCAAGAUUCGAGUUGCUGAUUGGGUGCACGAUCAAAGUGAAAGAGGAGAUUCAGCUCAAUUGAUCACAGCAAGAGGAUCUUUGUACUUGUAUGAAGCUGGAGAA
This is a messenger RNA of Meira miltonrushii, 582 nucleotides long. RefSeq lists its product as uncharacterized. The transcript has a single exon. NCBI's taxonomy places the organism in Eukaryota, Fungi, Basidiomycota, Exobasidiomycetes, Exobasidiales, Brachybasidiaceae. The annotation marks the transcript as partial. The record is from RefSeq and is a predicted model, not a curated record.